Messenger RNA from Vicia villosa (hairy vetch), 459 nucleotides. RefSeq lists its product as uncharacterized. The transcript has a single exon. The record is from RefSeq and is a predicted model, not a curated record. Lineage: Eukaryota; Viridiplantae; Streptophyta; Magnoliopsida; Fabales; Fabaceae. The coding region runs from base 1 to 459 and encodes 152 amino acids.
AUGGAAGCUUCUAAUGUAGAAAUUACUUGGACUAAUUUCAAGAAUAAGUUUCUGGAUAAGUAUUUUCUAGAUGAUGUUUGCAGCCGCAUGGAAGUAGGGUUGUUGGAACUGAAGCAAGGGGAUAUGAAUGUGGCUGACUAUACAACUAAGUUUGAGGAGUUGUCAAGAUUUUGUCCUUGCUAUAAUGGUAUGGAAGCUGAAGGAUCUAAGUGUGUAAAUUUUGAGAGUUUCUUACAUAUAGAGAUCAAGUCGUUCAUUAGUUAUCAAGAUAUCUAUCAUUUCUUAGUGCAGGUGAACCAAUGCAGAAUUUAUGAUGAAGAUAGUGCAUCCAGAUCUGCUCACUACAAGAGUGUUAGUGAGAAGAAUAAUGGGAACCAAAAUCGUGGUAAGCCGUAUCUGACUUUAAAUGAUGGGGAAAACAGACGUAUCAGCAGAAGACCACAAGUGGGAAAGAAAUAA